CGAACAGAGUGCUGGCCGAGUCCGGAUUCCUAUGAACCUUAACCUUCAGCCAGCUCUUGUUUCCCGCGUCGAUGGCUUUCCCUACGCUCCUGAGCCUCCGAGCGGAAGUCGCAUAUACACAACCUCCUUCGGCUUGGACCUAUAUACUUGUGUCUCGGGCGCAUCGCUGCUCUCUAAACAACGCAAUUUUACCGGCGACUUUUGGUCCGAUAGAACGAGAGCUUCCGGACGUUACGGUGCGGGCACGAGCGAAAGUCAUGAGCCGCUUGGGGAGUUAAGAGGCCGGAUGAAAGAUUUUAAAUGCCCAUUAUGAGCACGACAGUUCCGCGCCACCGCUGGCUGUAUUGCGAGGACCCAAAGGCGGGGAAACGCUGCGCCCGAAGGCAUACCCAAGUGCAGAAGCUUCCCAGCAUUGCUGCUAGCGUCAUGGUCCUAAAAGGACGAGCGGAAAAGAGAGUAUGGAUCAACACUACACGGCGGAGCGCGGGACAGGACGCGACUCCUUGGCAGAUCUCGGAUGUCGGGCUGGAACCUCUGGAGUUCACACCUCAGACUCGGAGAAUCUCGAGUGGUUCGGCGGUUUGCCCACAAACAGGGACAGUGCCCUACCUACUCAUUGGGCAUUUGUACCUCGGGAGAAGGGUGCGGCUCAAUCUAUUUCGCUUGGAUAAGUAUUCAGGUUUACUCCGGCGGGAUGUUCACGUUGGGCUUGAUAGCGGUUGCUGGCCUGGGCUGGGAUGGGACGGGACUGGAGGAAAGGGAAAGGGCGCUUAAAGAAGGAUGCAUACUUUCUGGCAUCUUUAUCCCACCUAUAUCUACGAUCAGUACUUGGUACCUGGUGGCAGGCGUUCUUUUUCAUUUGCUCUUAUCUUUCUCGUUCUUGG
Canariomyces notabilis is the source of this 884-nucleotide messenger RNA. RefSeq lists its product as uncharacterized. Bases 301 to 774 code for a protein of 157 amino acids. NCBI's taxonomy places the organism in Eukaryota, Fungi, Ascomycota, Sordariomycetes, Sordariales, Chaetomiaceae. The record is from RefSeq and is a predicted model, not a curated record. The transcript has a single exon.